Molecule: messenger RNA, 426 nt
Organism: Capsicum annuum
Lineage: Eukaryota; Viridiplantae; Streptophyta; Magnoliopsida; Solanales; Solanaceae
Exons: 2
Coding region: 1-426 (141 amino acids)
Source: RefSeq, a predicted model, not a curated record
AUGGAGAAAGUAAAGGUGAUUCAGGAUAGGCCUAAGACUGCCCGAAUUCGCCAAAAGUCCUAUGCAGGCAUGAGGAGAAGAGAAUUGGAGUUUGAUGUGGUGGGAAAUGUUGCUUAUGAGUUAGAAUUGACUAUGAGUUUAGGUUCUAUUCACCCUCUGUUUCACGUUUCCAUGUUGAUGAAAUGCGUAGGUGAUCCUUCCUUAGUGGUGUCUAUUAAGAAUGUUGGUGUCUCAGAUUUCUUAUCUUAUGAAGAGGUUCCAAUAGAGAUCUUAGAUAGACAAGUUCGUAGGUUGCGGACUAAAGAUGUAUCGUUGGUAAAGGUCCUUUUGAGGAAUCAUAAAGUAGAAGAAGCCACUUGGGAGGCGAAAGAGGAUAUUAAGGCUAAGUAUCCAUUUCUAUUUCAUGUGGCGGAUGAAGAAGCUUGA